Messenger RNA from Oryza sativa Japonica Group (Japanese rice), 1511 nucleotides. Its product is annotated as F-box protein SKIP23. The record is from RefSeq and is a predicted model, not a curated record. NCBI's taxonomy places the organism in Eukaryota, Viridiplantae, Streptophyta, Magnoliopsida, Poales, Poaceae. Gene Ontology annotation, molecular function: protein binding.
UUCCAGUAGGGCUCCCGGCCGCCUCCGGCAGAUCCGUCGCCAUGGAGGAAGAAACCGCCGUUGCAGACUGGUCGGCGCUGCCGGAGGACAUCAUCAUCACCGUAAUGGGGUGUUUGUCCGUCCUCGGCGACCUCGUCCGCUCCGGCGCCGUCUGCUCCACCUGGCGCGACGCGUACGCCACGUUCCGGCGACUCCACCUGCCGUCCACGACGGCGCAGCCGCCGUGGUUGCUCUACGCCUGUGACGCCCACGGCCCCGCCGCCGCCGCGCUCUACUGCCCUGCCACCGGCAAGUCCCUCCGUGUCCCGCUCCCGGCCGCCCUGCUCGAUGGCCGGCCCGUGAUCGGCGCGUCGCAGGGGUGGCUGGUCACCGUCGACGAGGCGCCCAACCUCCAUCUCGUUCUCGUCAACCCCAUCACCGGCGCCACGGCGGCGCUCCCGCCCAUCACCACCCUCCACAACGUCGAGAGGUUCACGAGCAAAAAGGGCAAGACAAGAUACAGGGUGUACGACGACAUGGGAUACAGCGAGGCGUCCCUUGAGUACUCGCCGGCGCAGGCGAGGGAAUGGGUGUACCACCAGGUGGUCCUCUCGCGCAGCCCCGCCGAGGGGAGCGCCUGCGUCGCGCUCCUCCUGCACCGGCCGGACGGCUAUGUCUCGUUCGCGCGGCUCGGCGACGAGCGGUGGACGCCAGUCGCGUACCCGGGACAGGACUGCUCCACCGGCUGUCGCCACGCCAUCUACGAUGACGCCGAUGGCCUCUUCUACACGUUGCGGUACGACGGCUCCGUCUACGCGAUCGACGUCCCUCGCGCCGCGGCCGCGUCGUCGCCGCCGGCGACGAGAGAGGUCAUGCGGAGUGUGACGAACGCGGACAACGGCAGCAAGUACCUCGUCAGGGUGCCAUGUUCCGGCGAUCUCCUGCAGGUCUGGAGGUUCGUCGACUACGACGACGGCGACGAAGUCGAAGAGGAUGAAGACGCUGAAGAUUUACCACUCGGCACCAAGCACCUGCAGAUCUUCAAGGUCGACGGCGGCGAGCAGAAGCUCGUGGAGGCGUCGGCGGCGAGCUUGGAGGAUCAUGUCCUCUUCCUCGGUCACGGGUUCUCGGCGUGCUUCCCGGCCGAGCACUUCCCGGCGUUGAAGCCCGGCUGCGCCUACCUCGCCGAUGACCACGAACUCGUCAGCGUGAGUAAGCAUUGCCGGCGAGACAUUGGCAGAUGGGACAUGAAGAGAGGUCAGAUGGAAAGGCUCUCCGGCGAAGAUGACGUGGCGGCGCCGUCUCAGCCUUGGCUCAACUGGCCAUCUCCUGUCUGGAUCACGCCAACAUUCUACUAGCGCAUCUCGUGCCUUUAGUUAGCACCCACACAUUUUAUUUAUUUUGUCAAUACGAAUUAUUGUUCUCUUGUGAAGCAUCAAGUAGUUUCUCGUGGAAUGAUGGCCAAUUCGGUCUUUUGAGUUUUCUAGUAUCUGUGCACAUGCAACAUACGUUCUAAAUGUCAUGUUUAAAUG